UUUCCAAUGGGAAAUGAGGAGGAAGAAGAUUCAAAUGUAAGAUAUUGGAAAACGAAGUACGAUCAUCUUAAUGAAGAUUAUGAAAGAAUAAAAAUACGGACGGAAAGUCUCGAAAAUCGAUUAUUAGAUGUUGUUGAAGAAAAUGAUAGAAAAGAUAAUGAAAAUAGUGAGAGAAUUAGACAAUUAGAUGAGGCGUUGAAAGAAUCACAAAAACGAGUUGAACAGUUGGAAGCGGCUUGUUUUCGAUACAAAAACCAAGCCAAAGGGGAAUUUGCAAGUUCUAUCAAAAGUGAAGAGAAAUUAGAAAAAUCUCAACGGAAAGAUGAUGAAGACAAUGAGUAUUCAAACGAAUUACAAAGUGUACAAGAACUGAGAACAAUUAGUGGAGAAAGUCCCCGUUCAUCAAUCGAUGGAAUCACCCGUUCUCUAGACUUUCACUCUGGUGAUCAUCUCAUAUGCGAAUAUCACAAAUUACCGGUUCUCGCAAAAGGCGAAGGAUUCAUCUACGGGUUCCGUUGGCACAUAUUCAAUAAAAUUCACAUCGUGUAACCCUAUUUCAUCUCUUGCAUUGUAGCAUUUUUUCUGUGAUUUUGUUUUUCGGAAUAAAGUUUAUGUGUCCUUCAAA
Molecule: messenger RNA, 625 nt
Organism: Caenorhabditis elegans
Lineage: Eukaryota; Metazoa; Nematoda; Chromadorea; Rhabditida; Rhabditidae
Product: t-SNARE coiled-coil homology domain-containing protein
Exons: 3
Coding region: 7-549 (180 amino acids)
Source: RefSeq, marked reviewed